CGGCUGGCGCGCUCCCGCCGACGCCGCGCCGAGAGCCUCCGCCUCCGGGCCUCGUCCCGCUCCCGAGAGUCGGCGCCGGGACCCCGGGGCGGGCGGGCGUGGCAGGGAGAGGGCCGUGGAAGCCGUUUCUUAUCUCCUGAAGUAGCGGUUGUCAUCAAACCUCAGAGGGUCACGUGAACAUUAACUGUGGUCCGGUGUUGAAAGCAGGAGUCCCAGGAAAGAGGGAAUCUUCAAAGGUGUUUCUAAAACGUAGCUCCAGCUGGAGGGUGCUUUUUAAACUGUUCAAGGACAAGAUGAAUGCGGACUCAAAGGAGGUUUUACCCCUGGAUGUGCAAGUUCCUGAGGUUUGGGAAGAACUUCUGACAGUGAAAAUGGAGAUGGAAAGUCGCCUCCAAGUGCAGGAAUCCAGGUUGAAAUGUAGUAAUCCCCUGGCAAGGGAAAUUUUCCGAAGGCGCUUUCGACAGCUGUGCUACCAGGAGACCCCUGGACCCAGGGAGGCUCUCACCCGACUCCAGGAGCUUUGCCACCAGUGGUUGAGACCACAUGUGAGCACAAAGGAGCAGAUCGUGGAGCUGCUGGUGCUGGAGCAGUUCCUGACCAUCCUGCCCGAGGAGCUGCAGGCCUGGGUGCGGGAGCACUGUCCAGAGAGCGGGGAAGAGGCUGUGAUUUUGCUGGAGGAUCUGGAGAGAGAGCUCGAUGAACCUCAACAUGAGGUGGUAGCCCACACGCAGGGGCAAGAAGUCCUCCCUGAAGAGACAGUGCCUCUGGGAGCACAGACAUCACUGAGCCUCCAGUCCCGGCCUGAGGAAUCCCUCACCCGUGACACUGCUCGGCAGCCCCACCCUAUUGGAGAGACAGAUGGAAUGACCAAGGCUGAGGACAGAGAGCUGGUGCUGAGGAAAGACUGUCCUAAGAUAGUGGAGUCCCAUGGGGAGAUAUUUUAUGGACAGACCUGGGGGGAUCCCCCCCAGGACCCCCGACACGGAGAGCUCGGGGACCCUGAGGGUUGGGCAGUGGGGCACUGGGGCAGCCCCCGAGGGGAGGGACGGCACAAGUGCGACGCGUGUGAGAAGAGCUUUGCCCGGAGCUCAGGCCUUGUUUGCCAUCAGAGAAUCCACACCGGGGAGAGACCCUAUGAGUGUAGUGAGUGUGGGAAGACCUUUAGUCGGAGCUCUGGCCUUUUCAAUCACCGAGGGAUCCACAACCUACAGAAACGGUACCGCUGUGCGGAGUGCGGGAAGGCCUUCAGUCAGAGUGCGGGUCUGAUCCAGCAUCAGAGAACCCACCGGGGAGACAGGCCCCAUCUGUGUGGCCAGUGUGGGAAGAGCUACAGUCGGCGUUCGUUCCUCAUCGAGCACCAGAGGAGCCACACGGGUGAGCGGCCACACCAGUGCCCCAAGUGUGGGAAGAGCUUCAACCGCCACUGCAACCUCAUCCGCCAUCAGAAGACCCACACGGCGGCCGCACUGCUGCCUCUGCAAAUACUCCAGGAGCACCACCGCCUGCUCCCCGGUCUCGGGGUGCUGCUCCCGCACCCGGGCCUGCAGCUCCUCGGGCAGGAUGGUCAGGAACUGCUCCAGCACCAGCAGCUCCACGAUCUGCUCCUUGCUCGGAAGCCCCGGAAGCGCCGGCGCGAGCGCUCGGGGCCGGGGGCCGGGCUGCCGCCGGGCGCACCCGCCUCUGCCGCGGGCGCGGGCGCGUCCUCCUCCUCCGCCUUCACGGUCAGGAGCCCGGUCAGGAGCCGCGGCCGCUCCUCCGCAGAGUGGGCGUCCAAGGCCGCGCUGGCCGUCGACUCUCUGGCCAUCCCGGGCCUCGCGCCGGCGAGCGCCCCUACUUUCCGGGCGGAUCCUCGAGCGUGGAGUCGCUGCCGGCCGGCACGACGGCGGGCUGCACGGGGCACGGCUUUCCCGCGGCCACAGGCCGGCCGCGCCGUCCUCCGCCGCCGCCCCCCCGAGGCCCGCCGCCAGGGUGCCCGCGGCGGACCGGCACAGGCGGGCGCCCUGAGCGCGGGAGUGCGCGCAGCCCAGGCCGGGGACGCUCCGCACCGGAAGCCGGGGGCGCGCGCCCUGCCCGCGGCUCCUCUAGGACGCGCCUCUCGGUGGCGGCGCCGAGUUAACCCUUCAGCUGCCGGGCCCGCCGCGGACCGAGGCCGGCUCUGUGGAGGCAAGGCUGAGCUUAAACUUCGAUUCCAGAAGAAGUUCUGGUUCUUGCCUCCAGUAGGCCCAAGUGGGGUUUGCAAUUCCCUCGAAGUAGUUCCUCCACGAAGACGGCGGACAGGUUCCUUUCCGAGGACCGACAGAGGAGCGUGGGAAGUAGGAACCCCCCACCAAGGGGCAAUGAUAAAGAGCGCCGAGGGCAGCAAGGAGGAGCGAAGGACACCAAGACGGUUGAAGGCGACUAUCCAAGCGGCGACGACGACGUCGGAGCAGCAGCGGGGUCACCGGUACAAGCCCCUCUUCUGUGACCGCGGCGCAGGGCACAGACGCAGACCCGAGGCGCGAGCGCCGCCUCGCCGCCCGCCCCCGGCCCCAGCGCCGCCUCCAACGCCGGCGUCUCGCGUCCCCGCCCGCGCGGCGGCCUCGCCGAGCAAAUCCGCCGGAAGCGGAAGUCGCGGCAGCCGCGGUGCUGACGCGCCGGAGCGGGGGGCGGUGGCGGGCGGCCGCUGCGACACCGCGGGCUCUCGGGGGUGGCGACGCGGCUCGUCGGGGAGCCCGCCGUCCGCGCAGGCCAGACGCUCCCCGUUGGGCGGCCGUGCCCGCUCGCACUCCCGCGGCCUUGAGGGCCUCCGGCCCCCGUGCGGAGGGUCGGGCGCUGGCGCCCCUUGCCCGCCCGGCCGCCCUCGAGAGCAGGCCCCGGCGUCCCGCACCUACGCCUUCUCCUCCUCUUCCGUCUCCUGCGGCGGGUACCGCUACCACCACCACCACUGUGUGGGCGACCGGCGGAGGAGGCUGGGAGAGAGACAGAGGAUCGGGGAGGUGGGAGCGCCGGAGGUGUGGGGGCUGUCCCCAAAGUUUCCUGAGCCGGAUUCCGAUGAGCACACCCCCGUGGAGGACGAUGAGCGGGCGGAGACGGCCGGUCCCACGGAUCUGGUGGGUCCAGAAGCACCUGUAACAUACAGCGCCCAGGAUGAGAAGCCUCUCAACUAUGGCCACGCUCUGCUCCCAGGGGAGGGCGCGGCGAUGGCUGAGUACGUAAAAGCUGGAAAGCGAAUCCCACGAAGAGGUGAAAUUGGGCUGACGAGCGAAGAGAUUGCUUCAUUUGAAUGCUCAGGUUAUGUUAUGAGUGGUAGCAGGCAUCGCAGGAUGGAGGCUGUACGGCUGCGGAAAGAGAACCAGAUCUACAGCGCCGAUGAGAAGAGAGCCCUUGCAUCCUUUAACCAGGAAGAGAGACGGAAGAGAGAGAACAAGAUUCUAGCCAGCUUCCGGGACAUGGUGUACAGAAAGACGAAAGGGAAAGAUGACAAACGAGGACCGCCCGCGCUCGCACCUGCACGCCGCCGGGGGGCGGAGCUCCGCCCCCAGCCGCGCGCCGGAAGCCGGACACCAUCGAGCCGCGGUCCUCCCGCGUGCCUAGAGCGGAGGCGACGGUGCGCUGGGAGGCGGGCGUCUGGGGCUGGGCGAGGGUCGCGGACCGUGCUGGAGCGCGCCAGGCCACCGCUGAGGGUCGGAGCUGGGUGCGUGGUGUGUGCGCUCCGCCUGGGAAGGCCCUGCAGACCCGGGCUGGGGAGCAGCUGGUGCCCUAGGUGCUGCGACAGAGGGCCCGCAGGCCGGGGCUGGGGCCGGGGGCGUCCUGAAGCUGCGGAUCUGCUGACCUGGGCCCAACUUAGGCUGCACUUGUUUCAUCCAUUGAGCGCAAUUUUAAACACGUGUUGGAAGGAGGAGACCGUGAAAAGGAAGUUCUCCGGGGCAGAGAGCACCAGCCGGCUGAUGCUGGGGAUGGCGACAGCACUGGCUAAUGCCCAUUCCCCAGCUCCGCUGAAUCUGAAGAAGGAGGGGCUUCAGACAGGGAAGGAGGACCCCUGCUCUACUUGGGAACAGGGAUUCAAGCUGCCAGGAAACAGCACCGGCCUUGGGCAAGAACCGCUGUGCAAACAGUUCAGACAGUUGCGAUAUGAAGAGACCACAGGACCCCGCGAGGCGCUGAGCCGGCUCCGGGAGCUCUGCCGUCGGUGGCUGCGGCCCGAGACGCACAGCAAGGAGCAGAUCCUGGAGCUGCUGGUGCUGGAGCAGUUCCUGACCAUCCUGCCCGAGGAGCUGCAUGCCCGGGUGCGGGAGCAGCACCCGGAGAGCGGGGACGAGGUGGUGGUUGUGCUGGAGGAUUUGCAGCCAGAGCUUGGAGAAGCAGGACAACAUGUGGGCCCAGACCAGGCAAAGAAGCAGAAGAUGCUCGCAGAGGAGGCAGCCCCUGUGGAAGCAGCGCGGGAGCCGCAGGUCCAGCCUGAGCGUGACGUCCCAAAGCCUGAAGAAGAGAAGGGUGAGGAGACAAAGAUUGAGACUGGGAAGACGGUGGUAGAGCCAGAUUCUUGUGGAGGAGUGGAAUCAUCUGGGAAAACAUCUGAACCCAUAGAACCUCGUCAUGAGGACCCUAACUUGGAAGGGCAGCAGGUCAAGCCCAAGGAGAAGACUGAAUAUAAAUGCUCAGACUGUGGGGAGGGAUUCACCCAGCGCUCAGACCUGAUUAGACACGAAGGGACACACACACAAGGGAGGCUCUGUGAAUCUGAGGCUUGUCCGAGUCCUCGUCCUACUGCACAUCAGAAAAUCCACUCUAGAGAGAAAGGUCAUCAGUGUCAUGAGUGUGGGAAAGCCUUUCAGAGAAGUUCUCACCUCGUCAGGCACCAGAAAAUCCAUCUUGGAGAGAAGCCUUACCAGUGCAAAGAGUGUGGAAAGGUCUUUAGCCAGAAUGCAGGCCUUCUGGAACACCUUAGAAUCCAUACUGGAGAGAAACCUUACCUGUGCAUCCACUGUGGGAAGAACUUCAGGCGCAGCUCCCACCUCAACCGACACCAGAGAAUUCACAGUCAGGAGGAGCCCUGUGAGUGCAAGGAGUGUGGGAAGACCUUCAGUCAGGCCCUUUUCCUCACCCACCACCAGAGAAUCCACAGCCACUCCAGAAGCCAUCGCUGUAACGAGUGCGGGAAAGCCUUCAGUUUGACCUCGGACCUCAUUCGCCAUCACAGGAUUCACACUGGAGAAAAGCCUUUUAAGUGUGCCAUAUGCCAGAAAGCCUUCCGACUGAACUCCCACCUGGCUCAGCACGUGAGAAUCCACAACGAAGAAAAACCCUAUGAGUGUAAUGAAUGCGGCGAAGCCUUCAGGCAGAGGUCGGGUCUUUUUCAGCAUCAGAGAUACCACCACAAACACAGUCUGGCUUGAUGGGGCAUCCUCUCUGCAAGGAACAUGACGGACAGUAUGUUGACAAGCAAACAGCACUUUCGGAAGAGUCACUCCAGCCAAUUCUAGCCUCAGAGAACUCCAGGCGGCCAAGUGGGAGGCUCUGUCCCUUCACUUGUGCUCAGCCUUGGACCACAGUGAUUUGAUCCUCGAUGGGACUGUGGGAAAAAAGCAAAGCCGCAUUCUUCACUGCAGAACUUCUCUGAGCCUUUAACAUGGUAAAUGCAUGAUUGCACGCCUCCAAGUAGUAGAGAGCCUCGUGAUUGAGCGAGGGCUUUGAAGUCACCAGUGAGUCAGUCAAGUAUCCACAGAUUUAUAGUCUUGACCAGAGCAAGAGCAGGUGGAAAAAUCUGGAGACAAGCAGUCCAGGACUGAUACAGUGUUUCCUUGACACCACUAGGGAUCCUGCUUCUGCUCCAACAUCCUAGUGCACACCAUCAGUCCUGAGGUGGUCACAUGAUCCUGGGUGG
Zalophus californianus (California sea lion) is the source of this 5863-nucleotide messenger RNA. RefSeq lists its product as uncharacterized. The record is from RefSeq and is a predicted model, not a curated record. Bases 294 to 5375 code for a protein of 1693 amino acids. The transcript is spliced from 15 exons. Gene Ontology annotation, molecular function: DNA-binding transcription factor activity, RNA polymerase II-specific; chromatin binding; RNA polymerase II cis-regulatory region sequence-specific DNA binding. NCBI's taxonomy places the organism in Eukaryota, Metazoa, Chordata, Mammalia, Carnivora, Otariidae. Gene Ontology annotation, biological process: regulation of transcription by RNA polymerase II.